Messenger RNA from Sphaeramia orbicularis (orbiculate cardinalfish), 1225 nucleotides. Its product is annotated as ER membrane protein complex subunit 3-like. Lineage: Eukaryota; Metazoa; Chordata; Actinopteri; Kurtiformes; Apogonidae. Gene Ontology annotation, cellular component: EMC complex; membrane. The record is from RefSeq and is a predicted model, not a curated record. The transcript has 9 exons. The coding region runs from base 64 to 849 and encodes 261 amino acids. Gene Ontology annotation, biological process: protein folding in endoplasmic reticulum.
CUUCUUCUUGUUCGGUGUCGGUGUCCUACUAUUGUCGGGUGUGAAAGUCCUUAAAUGUGAGCUAUGUCUGGGCCGGAGCUGCUGCUGGACUCCAGCAUCCGGAUGUGGGUGGUCCUGCCCAUCGUCUUCAUCACCUUCUUUGUCGGUGUGAUCCGUCACUACGUCACCCAACUCCUACACAGCGACAAGAAGAUCGACCUGGAGCAGGUGUCUGACAGUCAAGUUCUGCUACGAAGCCGAAUCCUCCGCGAGAACGGGAAGUACAUCCCCCGACAGUCUUUUGCCAUGAGGAAACAUUAUUUCAACAAUGCAGAGACCGGGUUCUUCAAGAAGGUGAAGAGGAAAGUCAUCCCUAAGAACCCAAUGACAGACCACAGCAUGUUGACCGACAUGAUGAAAGGAAACCUCACCAAUGUUCUGCCAAUGAUUGUGAUCGGUGGAUGGAUUAACUGGGCCUUUUCUGGAUUCGUCAUCACCAAGGUGCCGUUUCCUUUGACCUUGAGGUUCAAACCCAUGUUGCAGAGAGGAAUUGACCUGCUGACCCUGGAUGCCUCCUGGGUGAGCUCAGCGUCCUGGUACUUCUUGAACGUGUUCGGCCUGAGGAGCAUGUACAGCCUCAUCCUGGGACAGGACAACGCUGCUGAUCAGUCUCGGCUCAUGCAGGAGCAGAUGACGGGCGCUGCCGUGGCCAUGCCCCCCGACCCCAACAAGGCCUUUAAGAGCGAGUGGGAGGCGUUGGAGAUCGUGGACCAUAAAUGGGCUCUGGAGAACGUGGAGGAGGAGCUGAUGUCCAGAGACCUGAACUUUGGGACGUUCUUCAGUCAGGACAGAACAUGCACUAUGUUCUAGAAGCAGUUGGACAUGAACUGUUCUGGACUCUACCCUGGGUCCACCUAGACCUGUUGGCCUGAAUUUCAAACCUUCCGUUGAAAUUUGUCAGUGAUCAGAAGUGAAUGCGUUCAUUUUUCAGAGGCUUUUCAUUCAAACACUUGUGGAUCAUUUUCUACACAGUUCCUUUGACCGUUGGAACAUCUGGAUGUCAGAGGUUUUCCAGAUGUUCCACAACACCAGUGGGUCAGGAACCACGGCUUUAUUCUGAAACACUGUCUGGAACCCAGUCCUGCUGGAUGUGAGCCAGUUUGGACCGAACCGUCCUGGAGCUGGUUCUGCUCAAACCCACGUGACUUCAUGUGUGAGUUCAAUAAAGGUGCCAUAAAGAACUGGA